Drosophila gunungcola (fruit fly) is the source of this 4589-nucleotide messenger RNA. RefSeq names its product small G protein signaling modulator 2. Gene Ontology annotation, biological process: activation of GTPase activity. The transcript has 7 exons. Lineage: Eukaryota; Metazoa; Arthropoda; Insecta; Diptera; Drosophilidae. Gene Ontology annotation, molecular function: GTPase activator activity. The record is from RefSeq and is a predicted model, not a curated record. The coding region runs from base 652 to 4332 and encodes 1226 amino acids.
GCCUAUCGACGAUAGACACUCGAAGCACUGUUCCCUGGCGUCGCAAAAUUUGGCGACACUGCAAUCGCGGUCACACUGGGGAGCAGAGCGGAAAAGCUGCUGGCGGAAAAACAAUAAAUGACACAAUAAGAAGUAUAAUCAAAAAUAAACAAAGAGGAAACUAUAAAAUAUACAACACAAAAUAAAUAAAAGAACAGCGGAGGCCGCAGCACACACAUACACUACAAGAAAGCAGCCGAAAAGUAUGCAGCAAAAAUGUGAAUAACUACUACCAAAAAAGGAAUCAACAACAACAAAGCAUCAGCAGCAACACACGCACUCUGUUGUUGUUAUAUAAGUGUGUGUGCGAGUGCAGGUGUGUGUGCUUGCGUAGUAGUAAAAAUGUAGCAGAACAACAACGGCUACAACAAAAGCGAAAAAAACAAAAUGAGACAACGAAUCUAAGGAAAUUUUUGAUACCACAAAUUUUGUUAAUAAAAAAAAGGAAAGAGGCAAGAAACAAGAAACAACGGAAAAAGGAGGAAACAUAAAAGAAAAGCAAAAGAAAUAAGCAGCUGGCAGACAGCGAAAUAAUUUGCCCCAAGAAAUAUACCACAAAAAGGAAAAGAGAAAUCAAGAGAGAGCGUCCAUCAUCCACCAAUACAAAUUCAAAUGAACAUGCUACACAGUUUCAGCGGCGGCGACGUCAGCAGCGCGGAGAUCGAACUGAAGGAGCGGCUGAUAUCCAGCGUGAAGAAGGAGGUGAAGCAGCUGAUGGAGGAGGCGGUGACCAAGAAGUAUGUCCACGAGGAGAGCAGCUCGGUGACCUCGCUGUGCGGCGCCGUGGAGGCAUGCCUCAGUCAUGGUCUGCGGCGGAGGGCCCUGGGUCUAUUUAAGACCUCCUCCACGACGGCGCUGAUCCAGAAGAUAGCCAAGAUCUGCCCGGAGGCGGACUACGUGAGCAGGCGGCUCCUCGAAUUGGAACUGGCCCAGGAGUCGAAUGCGGUGAGUGGCAAGCGCUCCUCCUCCAGCAGCGAUAGCAUCAUCAAGCCGAAGCUUUUGAGCAAGGGCAGCGGGAGCAGCAACUCGGUGACCACCAUCAACACGGUCUCCAAUGGGGCGGCAUCGUGCUCCGGAGGGGCCGGGGCAGGAGGAGUUGGUGCCAUUGCCCCACUCGGCAAAUACCUGUGGAUCCGACUGGCCCUCUACGAGAAACGGCUGGCCAAGAUCAUCGAGCAUUUGGUCAGCAAUGCCAAUAGCUACUACGAUCGCGAGGCGCUGGUCGCCGAUCCGGACUAUGGCUCCAUCCUCAGCUCGCUGCUGGUGGGUCCUUGUGCCCUGGAGUUCACACGGGCCAAGACCGCCGACCACUACUGGUCCGAUCCCUGUGCCGAUGAGCUGGUGCAGCGGCACAGGAUCAGUUCGGGCAACCGGACGCCGCCCACCACCCACCGGCCCAUCAUCAAUUUCAAGCGCAGCCUGCACACCAGUUCGGAGGACACGAGCAGUGGCUCCUUCAAGGCCUGCUCGCCGGCGAGCGUGGCCAAGGACUAUGUGGAGUCACUGCACCAGAACUCGCGCACCACGCUGCUCUAUGGGAAGAACAACGUGCUGGUGCUGCCCAAGGAUGUGUCCGAACCGAUGCCCGGCUAUCUCAGUCUGCACCAGAGCAUCCAAUCGCUGACGAUCAAGUGGACACCGAACCAGCUGAUGAACGGCUACAACGACGGCGAUGGCGGCGACAAGAGCUUCUACUGGAGCUAUGCCCUCAACAUCAACGUGGACGAGAUCGUCUAUGUGCACUGUCACCAGAAUCGCGGUGGCGACACCGGCGGCACCAUCAUCCUGGUGGGUCAGGAUGGCGUCCAGCGACCGCCCAUCCAUUUUCCCGAGGGCGGACACCUUCAGGCGUUCCUCAGCUGCCUGGAAACGGGCCUCCUUCCGCACGGCCAGCUGGAUCCACCGCUCUGGUCGCAGCGAGGCAUUGGCAAGCUUUUCCCCUGGCCGAAAAGCGUGCGGCGACACAUCCUGCCCUCGGUGAUGGAGGCAGGUGGCGGUGCCGCCGACGAGACGCCCAUCGACUAUGUGUUCCGCGUGGUCAGCAAGUGCCAGCACGAGGAGUUCCUGGCCAGUCAUCCGAUCCUGGAGCUGGGGCGGUCGAGUCCGCGACGGAAACAUCUGGGCAGCUGCUCCACCACCGGCAGCAGCGACUGCUCCAGCAAGAGCCUCUCCAUCGACCAGAGCAGCUGCGAAACGCCACUGAUCCAGGCCAGCCAGAGCACCAGCAUCGAACUGGUCUGCUCCACGAUGCGCAGGCAGAUCAUCUCGAGGGCCUUCUACGGCUGGCUGGCCUACUGCCGCCACCUCUCCACGGUGCGCACCCACUUGUCCGGCCUGGUCAACGGUCGCAUCAUGCCGGAUCUGGCUGCCGAUGAGGAGGGUCUGACCCGCGAAAAGUGGCUGGCGAUGCACGAGGAUGGCGUGCUCACCGGCGAACUUGAGCUCUAUCGCCUGGUCUACUUCGGCGGCGUGCAGCCCGAUCUGCGCAAGGAUGUGUGGCCCUAUCUGCUGGGUCACUAUGCCUUCGGCUCCACGGCGGAGGAUCGCCGGAAGCAGGAUGAGACGUGCAAGCACUACUACGAGACGACGAUGAGCGAGUGGCUGGCGGUGGAGGCCAUUGUGCGUCAGCGGGAAAAGGAGAAGACGGCUCUGGCAGUGGCGAAAUUGAGUGCUGAGCAGGCACGCCUGGCGGCCAAGACCUCUAACUCCCUCAAUCCCCACCAGAAACUCACCAACGGCAGUCGCCAAUUGGAAUUGGAGCAGCGAAAUGGCGAUGAGGAUCAGGAACACAUCAUCAUGGACGAGGGCGAGAAUGAUGUAUUCGAUGACAAUGACUUUUCGGAUAUAUCCGAUCCAGGGGAUCUGUUCGACGAGCCGGCAUUGGGCCAGGAAGCCGAAGAGCAGGACCAGGAGCAGGAGCAGAAGAAUCCAGAAGAUGAAGAGGAGUUAUUAGCGAAGCAUGAGGAUCAAGAGGACCGUGGAAUGCCGCGACUCAGCGAACAACUGGUUUUGGAGUUCCAGAACAUAGACAGCAUGGAACCGUUGCGCUUGCAGGAGAACUGUUUCGCCGAUUCAGAGAACGAGAACGAUCUGGGAUUGGGUCUCGAUGGCAGCGGCAACAUCCUGCUGCUGAGCAUCAAGAGCUCGCCCUCGACGAGCAGCUAUGAGACGGUGGGCAACGAGUUCGUGGACAUGGCGGAGGCCAAGCUGGAGGAGGAGGAGGAGGAGGAAGAGGAGGAGCUGCCGCCGCCGGGUGAGCUGAGCAAGUUCCACAGCGCCGACGAUGUGAGGCUGGACAGCCAGCAGCAGCAGGAGGAGGAGGAACUAUCACAGCCGGCCACGGCGGUGAUAAUAACCGAGGCAGCAUCGCUGGACGCCCUGGACGACGAUGCCACCGAGGAGUUUACCUCGCGGAAGACCAGUCUGAUGUCACCCCUCAACGAGGACAUCACGGUGGUGGCCUCACUGGACGCACUGCAGGAGCCCAAGUCCGCCUGCGUAUCGCCUGCUAGCUCCAAUGGCGGUGUCUAUAGCGUCGAGUUGCUGGAACAGUUCGGCCUCAAUCUGCACCGGAUCGAGAAGGAUGUGCAGCGGUGCGACAGGAACUACUGGUACUUCGCCAACGAGAACCUGGACAAGCUGCGCAACGUGAUCUCCACGUACGUGUGGGAGCACCUGGACGUGGGCUACAUGCAGGGCAUGUGCGACCUGGUGGCUCCGCUCCUGGUCAUCUUCGACGACGAGUCGCUCAGCUACAGCUGCUUCUGCAAGCUCAUGGAGCGCAUGAUCGAGAACUUCCCCAGCGGCGGGGCCAUGGACAUGCACUUUGCGAACAUGCGAUCCCUCAUCCAGAUCCUCGACUCGGAGAUGUACGACCUGAUGGACUCGAAUGGCGACUACACGCACUUCUACUUCUGCUACCGCUGGUUCCUGCUCGACUUCAAGAGGGAGCUCGUCUACGACGACGUCUUCGCCACCUGGGAGGUGAUCUGGGCGGCCAAGCACAUCGCCUCCGGCCACUUCGUCCUCUUUUUGGCCCUGGCCCUGCUGGAGACCUACCGCGACAUCAUCCUGUCCAACAGCAUGGACUUCACCGAUGUCAUCAAGUUCUUCAAUGAUGGCGGAGCGCCACAACGCCCAGUCGAUCCUGCAGCUGUCCAGGAGCCUGGUCCUCCAGCUGCAGACCAUCAUCGAGAACAAGUAAACGCAGGAGAAGCCAUCGUCAUCAGUCAUCCAUCGUCAGUUCCUGGAGACCUCAGUUCCCGAUCAGUAUUGAGCACUGCGAUGUACUAAGUAGCUAGCACCUAGAGCAUAGAAUCGUAGAAUCGGAGUUAGAAAGCGCUUGGGGGAUACAUAAUACCAAAUACAUACAUAUACCAAAUACCAUAUACAUUAUACCAUAUACCAUAAACCAUAUACCAUAUACCAUAUACCAUAUAACAUAUAUGCACCCUAGAGAUUGCAAUUAGCUGAGGUUCUCGUUGAGGUUUUUUAGGGAGGUUUCCCGUAAUCCGCAAUGGUUUUUUUUAUAUAUAUAUAUAUAAAUUUUU